AUGGACCGUCCGGCAGAGACAGUACAGGGGUCGCAGACGGAGACCGUUGUGCGCCCCGUUUUGAAGUUACGCGCUGAUCAGAAGGCAAAACAGGAGCAGAAGAGCGGGUCUACUGCGGCACGGCACAACGUCAAAUGGGAGCAGGACGUUGUAGAUAACGAGCACCUCGACAGGAAGAAGACGAAGAUAUGCUGUAUUUACCACCCUCAGGACGAGGACGAGUGUGUCGGGCACAAUCACGAGGAGCAUGAGCACGAGGAGGGGUCAAGUUCCUCCGAUUCUUCAAGUGAGUCCGACAACGAUGAGGGGUUGAACAAGAACCAGAGGAGGCAGCGCCGGAUUGCUCGUAGGAAGGAGAAGUUGCAAGCUGCGGAUGCAGAGCCCAACGCUUACGAAGUACAACCGGAUUACAAGCAUAUUCAGAUUCAAAGGCGUUUGUAG
Messenger RNA from Huiozyma naganishii CBS 8797, 441 nucleotides. It is a transcript of the gene YPI1, whose product is annotated as type 1 protein phosphatase-activating protein YPI1. Lineage: Eukaryota; Fungi; Ascomycota; Saccharomycetes; Saccharomycetales; Saccharomycetaceae. Bases 1 to 441 code for a protein of 146 amino acids. Gene Ontology annotation, molecular function: protein serine/threonine phosphatase inhibitor activity; protein phosphatase 1 binding. The record is from RefSeq and is a predicted model, not a curated record. The transcript has a single exon. Gene Ontology annotation, cellular component: nucleus.